AUGUCGGAGCAGCCUGAGCAGUGUGGGUGGGUGUCUGGGGCGGGGGGGGGCAGCACUGCCAGUGCCCCCCGGGCAUCCUCCUGCAGUGGUGCUGUGCGGUGGGAGCCGAGCGCGGCAGGCGACGUCCCUCCUGCCUCCGACUGCAGAUGCUUCUCCAUCCGCCUGGGAGAGCCCAAGUGCCACGGGCUGGGGCAGAUCUGGAAAAACCUGGCUCUGCGGGUGGUUUUCUGGGGUGUGGAAGGAGAAGGGAUCACCAGGAGCCUUGGUGGCAGCCAGGACUGCGGCGUGCCAGAGCAGGAGGGGAUGGAGAGCCAGAGCUCCAACUCCUCCUGUUACACGUUCAUCCUGGCAGGCGCCCUGGGGCUGGAGGCUUCCCACGUCUGGCUCUCCAUCCCUUUCACUUACACGUAUGUGGUGUCCAUCACGGGGAACGGCACGAUCCCGUCUCGGGACCGACCCGAGAGCCUUGGUGACCCCAUGUACCGAUUCCUGUCCAUGCUGGCAUUCACCAGUUUGGGUUUGUCUCUGCCUACACUAGCUGUGAUGAGUGUCUUCUGGGUCAACUACAGGGAGAUCAGUUUUGAUGCCUGUUUUGCUGAGCUUUACUUUGUUCAUUCCUUCUCCUUCAUGGAGUCCUCGGUGCUUCUGGCCACGGCCUGUGAUCGUUGUGUGGCCAUCUUCUACCUGCCGAGAUACUCCUCCAUCCUCACCAUUGCCAGGGUAGCCAAGAUUGGGCUGGCUGCUCUGUGCAGCUGCCUCUUAGAAGUGCUGCCCUCUCUCCUCUUGCUGAUAAGUCUGCCCUUCUGCCAGUCCCAUGUGCUCUCCCACGCCUACUGCCUGCAUCGGGACCUGACCAAGCCGUUAUGUGCAGACAUCAUAUUUAAUAGCGUGUAUGGGUUAGCUGCGGUCAUCCUCAUAGUGGUACCAAACCCAUGGCUCAAAGUUUUGCCAUACAUUACGAUUUGUAAGACAAUCGAGAACACAUCCCAGAGGGAGCGUCUCAAGUCUUUGAGCAACUGCCCGUCCCGUAUCCUGGCAGUCCUAAUCCUGUACAUCCCCAUGAUUCACCCAUCCAUGAUUCACCAUUUCGGCAAGCAUGCUGCCCCUCUCAUUCGUGUCCUCCUGGCCAACAUCUACCUGCUAGUUCCCCUCAUGCUGAACCCCAUCACCUACAGCAUAAAAACCAAACAGCUCUGCAGGGGCAUCCUCAAGGUCCUCAUGCCAAGGAAGAGCUUCUCCCCAUGGCACCACAGCACAUGA
This is a messenger RNA of Phalacrocorax carbo (great cormorant), 1260 nucleotides long. NCBI's taxonomy places the organism in Eukaryota, Metazoa, Chordata, Aves, Suliformes, Phalacrocoracidae. The record is from RefSeq and is a predicted model, not a curated record.